UGAAAUCAGCCUUAAAGCUAAACAAAUGUUCACAAUUAGAUUUCGCGAUUCUUAAAAAUUUGAUUAAAACAUUAAGAACCCAUUUCAAGAAAACUAAAAGGGUUUAUUUAGUUUCUGGGGACGUCAAAAAUGAACAGUAAGAAAAAGGCCGGCAAACGUGUUAGAAUUGUGAACAUGUCGCAUCCAAUUGUUAAAAAGCCAAAAACAAAGACGGAUUUAGAAACUGAAGAUUCACCCCAAAAAUCUGAAAAACAUGAGAAGAAACUUAUUAAAGGAAAUAGUAUUGAAGAUGGAAAACAAAUGCUUGAAUGGAUGUUGACUCCAUUCCCCGUCGAAGAAUUUUUCAAAAAAUUUUGGGAGAAAAAACCAAAGUUAAUUAAACGAGGCGAUUCUCAAGAUAUAUAUAAAAGCUUGCUUUCCACGGAAAUGAUUAAUACAAUGCUGAAAGAAAAUUACUUGGAAUACACGAAAAACAUUGAUAUCACAUCAUAUAAAGAUGGUGUUCGAGAGACUCUUAAUCCUGAAGGAAGAGCGACGACUCCAUCAAUUUGGAAUUAUUAUGCUGAUGGAUGUUCAAUUCGAAUAUUGAAUCCGCAAACAUUUAUUCCAGCAGUGUACAAAAUGAACAGCAAACUGCAGGAAUAUUUUCACUGUAUGAUUGGAACCAAUGUUUAUUUAACACCGCCAAACUCUCAAGGUUUUGCUCCACAUUAUGAUGACAUCGAAGCAUUCGUUUUGCAAUUAGAAGGCGCUAAACAUUGGCGUGUAUAUAAGCCAAGAUCUCCGAAAGAAAAUCUUCCACGGAUAUCAUCUGAAAAUUUCAGUCAAGAUGAAAUUGGUGAACCAAUUUUGGAAGUAAAAUUGGAGCCGGGUGAUUUACUUUACUUCCCACGCGGAUUUAUUCAUCAAGCUGAAACAGUUGAAGGAAAACAUUCACUUCACAUAACAGUCUCAGUUUAUCAAAAAACUUCAUACGCUGAUUUAUUAGAAGCGUUGGUACCAGCAGCAUUACAACGAGCUAUUAAUUCUGAUGUAAGAUUUAGAGAAGGUUUGCCAUUAAACAUUCAUCAAGUCAUGGGAAUCGCUUUUUCUGAAAAUGAUUCACCAGAAAGAACAGCCAUGAGAGAAAAGAUUCAUUCACUCUUCGAAAGAAUUUUUGAUCAUGCGAGUGUGGAUGACGCUGUUGAUCAAAUUGGAAAAAAAUACCAAAUCGAUGCUCUUCCGCCUUAUGUUUCUAAAGAAGAAAAGCAAAGAACAGUUUAUGGUGAAAAAGUUGUUAUUGAAGAUGGAAAUAUUAGAUGUCCGUUUGAAAUGACAUAUGAAACAAAAAUCAAAUUGCUGAAAGCAAAUAUUCUUAGACUUGUUGAUGAAGACGAAAGUCUACGAGUUUAUUUUCAUUCUGAUAAUUCAAAGGAAUACCAUGAAUAUGAGCCCACGUUUAUGGAGAUUGAAGAAGACGACGCGCCAGUUAUAUCAAUGCUUGUCAAUGAAUACCCAAAAUUCGUUGCUGUUAAGGAUUUACCUAUUGAUGACGAUGAACGAAAGCUUGCAAUUGCAACUGAUUUGUGGGAAAAGGGUUUGCUUAUGACAAAUGUCAGUGUAACAGAUUAUGAAUAAUAAAAAUAUAUUCAAAUUAUAUA
Clunio marinus is the source of this 1640-nucleotide messenger RNA. NCBI's taxonomy places the organism in Eukaryota, Metazoa, Arthropoda, Insecta, Diptera, Chironomidae. The record is from the annotation of a GenBank genome assembly.